This is a messenger RNA of Gryllus bimaculatus (two-spotted cricket), 1180 nucleotides long. NCBI's taxonomy places the organism in Eukaryota, Metazoa, Arthropoda, Insecta, Orthoptera, Gryllidae. The record is from the annotation of a GenBank genome assembly.
AGACUAAAAGGAACUACAAAAAAAAUGCGACACUAGUAAAUUCUUUGCUACUCACAUAUGCAAUCAAAGAAGUCAAUAAUUUGAAGUUUUGAAUUCUCUAAAAUUAUGACCGUCUUGAAACCGAAAGCAAGUUAUUAGAUUUUUCGGCAAAAUACACUCGGCAUUUAUAUAAGGAUAAAAUUCUACAAAAACCUCCUUUAGAUUAGUUUACGAGGAAAACGGAAAGAGAAAUCAGGGCUGGGUACUUCCAGAACAUCCGUCAGUUCCGCGCCCUACUUCAAAGCGCUAUGAGGAGACGUCCCAGCAAUGUGCACUGUCAUUGGUUGUUCCUGAAGCGUCAAAGCGAGUCACUAUCUACGUAUGGCACGCGGAUCUACGUCAAUAUACGGAACAUUGCGUUGACUCUUCACUUGUGCAGAGUCUCGCAAAAACCAGGGCAUUGAGCCGAACUCCGAGUGCUGAUCGCGAUGACGGCGGUGGAUAAACUGUCCCCCGGCCCGAACGCGCCAAGCGGUACGGCGGCAGCGACGGCGGAGGAGAGCGCCGAGAACAACGCGCAGACCACCCCGACGGCGGCCCAGAUGGCGGCCAUUGCCGCGUCCGUCGCCUCCGCGGCCUCGAGCGCGUCGAGCGCCUCGGCGACGGCGGCGGCGGCGCUGCCCGAGACGUCGCCCUUCACGCCGCGCGCGCUGGUGUUCGCCGACGCCCCCGGCAGAGCUCGCCGCGGAGCGGACGCCAACGACCGACGCAGUAUGGGCCAAUGUGGAAAGAGCAGCAGUACAUGGACAAAAGAACGCUAUGAAUAUAUUCUCGAGUUUGGUUAAAUGGCACUAGCUCAUCUUCUGUCAACACCUUUUGGUCAAGCUGUUGUCAUUAGAGCUGACAGAAUGAGUCUGAUUCUGAACGGAUACGUGGACUUUGUAAUGCCACAUGACACAAAAAAAGAUAUAGUGGCAAUUGCCUCAAGAUUUUGUUAACUUAAUUUAAAUUGUGUAAUGUUUAUUUUUUAUACUUUGUGAUGUUCAUGUUGUCUUGUUUUUAUUUGGAGUCCUUUGUGUUUCGUUUUAAUAAGGUUUUAAUUGUACGCAUGUUUGGAUUGCAUGAGAAACUCUUAAUUUUUCCUCGCAUGCAGUAGUGUUGUAAAUUAAUUAAAUAAAAUAAAAACGUUUGAUUGUACUCC